Fonsecaea multimorphosa CBS 102226 is the source of this 1191-nucleotide messenger RNA. RefSeq lists its product as uncharacterized. The transcript is spliced from 5 exons. Gene Ontology annotation, biological process: regulation of mRNA processing; spliceosomal complex assembly; protein phosphorylation. The record is from RefSeq and is a predicted model, not a curated record. Bases 1 to 1191 code for a protein of 396 amino acids. Gene Ontology annotation, molecular function: ATP binding; protein kinase activity. Lineage: Eukaryota; Fungi; Ascomycota; Eurotiomycetes; Chaetothyriales; Herpotrichiellaceae.
AUGUCUAUUCAGCCUCGCACCUUUCCGAGUGACGGCUUCGUCGCCCUCCCGAAGCAUGAGAAGUUCGAGGAGGAGAGACUCGUUGGCUACAAAGCUGAAAACUUCUAUCCCGUCCGACUGGGCGAGGUCUUCGAGUCGAGGUACCAGGUCGUCGCAAAGUUGGGCUUUGGCACGGCCUCUACCGUCUGGCUUUGCCGGGAUCUGCAUGAAAACGCCCUGGUCACUCUCAAGGUCUGCAUCGUCGGAGAAGAUGAUACCCAGGAAUUGGCCAUUUCUCACCAUAUCAAGUCUAUCAACGCGGAGCACCCUGGUAAGGAAAGGCUGCGCGGGUCGCUGGACGACUUCCGUAUCAGAGGUCCUUAUGGAUUUCACCAAUGUCUGGUUUUCGAGACACUAGGCGUUACCUUGACCAAUUUGAGAGAUUUGUUCGAGAACAGGGCUCUUGAAAAGACACUCUUGCAGAAAGUUUUGUUCAUGAUUGUGACGGGCCUAGACUUCUUGCACCAGGCGGGGGUAGUGCAUACAGACCUAUCGCCCAACAACAUCCUAGUCGGGGCCGACGCUAUUGCGACGUCUAAAGUCGAGCAGGCCGAACUGGCUAGCCCAUCGCCGCGUAAGGUUUUAGCGGAUCGCACCAUCUAUCUUUCUUAUACCAUGCCAACGACCUACAAUCCGCCAGUUAUUACCGAUUUCGGCGCUGCUCGCUUGGGAGAUCCGGGGCAAAAGUACUCUGGCGACGUCAUGCCGGGGGUUUUUCGAGCGCCUGAGAUUAUCGCUGGUAUAGAAUGGGACUCGAAGAUAGACAUCUGGUCUGUUGGAGUCAUGAUCUGGAGCCUGUUCGAAAGCGGCAAUCUCUUCUGUGCCGUCAAGGACGGCCAUUUGAACGAUGAGCUCCACUUUGCUGAGAUGGUCUCUCUCAUGGGACCCCCUCUGAAGCAGUUUUUGCAUCGCAGCGAUCGAUGUCGUCAGUACUGGGACUCAGAAGGCAACUGGAUUGCUGCGACACCUAUUCCCGACCAGACUCUUGAGUCGCGUGAGACACGUCUGGAGGGCAAGGACAAGGAACUGCUCCUAGCCCUCGCUCGCAAAAUUUUUCGUUGGCUUCCGGAAGAGAGGCCGUCAGCCCAGGACCUUUACGAAGAUGAGUUCCUUACUCAGUUCGUGCCCAAGGACCAGCAAGGUGCUUCAUGA